AUGCCGCCAAAGGGCCCCUCCCGUGGGGGCCCCCCGGGGUUGGAAGCCCGGUCGAGUUCGAAGGCGGCUGGGGCCCCGGGGGCCCCCUCAGAGGCCCCGGGACUUCCUGAGCUUGAUGAUGCAGCUUUAGACCGUCUGCAGCAGCAGAUUCUGGAGGAUGAUGAAUUUGCAGAUGACAUGCGAGCGUUGCUGCUCGCCCGCUUUCGCGCCAAGCACCGCAAAGGGCGGGGGCCCCCAGGGUCUCAGGGGUUUGAAGAGGGCUGGGACGCCUCUAGUGAAGACAACUGCGAGAGCAGUGGAGAGGAUGAAGGGAGGGAACCGGACCCAGAAGACGUCAGAAGACUGCAGGAGUUAGGCUAUACCCUACAGCCCAACGAACGCCUCCUCACUAGGGGUAAGGGUCGCCUUGCGCGAGCAGACAAGGGAAACGCGGCCCGCAAGUCUUCGAAACAUGCGACAGCAGAAGCAACGAAUAUGGAGACAGAGGAGGACUUACCCCUUUGCGACCAGCAGGAGCUUGUGCAGCAUCUUGUGUUUGUGGCGCUGGGUACAGGGUUGCUGCAGAAGUUGGAGGAGCUCAAGUAUGAUCCUCCCCCCGGCAUGCGUCGGGUCCCUUUUGUGGAGACGUUGGCAAUAGUGGCGGAGCCGGUGACCGCUGACGGUGAGGGGGAGACAGGGGAGACGAAGGAGACAAAGGCGCCAAUCGAUGCUGCUGACGACCUGAAGAGAGAAGCGUUCUUAUUCUGCUUUUGCGUUGUGUCAUGCAUGCCUGUGUUUGAUUACCCCCCCUUCUUCUUCGCUGACCUCCCCUUCUGCGUAUGUCUGUGUCUGAUAUCUCGCGUGCAGCAGGUGCAGAAAACCGUCCCCAUCGCGCUGGCGCGGCUGCGGGCAGUAGGCCUUCAGUUCACUCGGCCAGGAGAUUUCCUUGCAGAAAUGCUGAAGAGCGACCAACAGAUGGGUAAAAUUCGAGCUCGCAUUGAAGAGGAGCAGCAGCGACAGCAGCAAUUUGCAGACAAGCUGAAUAGGAAUUUCAACAAGAAGUUUAACAAACUCAGCGGCCAUCGCAUCGUGAGGGAACAAGAAGAAGCACGACAGCGGAAUCUGCAGCUGAAGGCAAUUGAAGGCUGGAAGACAGAUAGAGCCAAAGCGCGACGAGAGGGAAAAACAAACAAGGAAGCUGAAGAAGACUUCGAUGACUGGCUCCUUGGACAACAGCAAAAUAAAGAGGCACUAACACCAAACCAUCAACGCAACUUUAAACAAAAGCAAGCUUCUGGGCGCUCCAUGGGGGCCCCCGUUGGCAGCGGCCUUGUGGUGUUCUCCUCACCUGUGGGUAUCCACUGGUGUCACGAGGCCGGGGACUUCAACAUCCCUGAGUUUUGCUUCGGUGUUUACUGCCACCCAUGCGUGAAGCUGGCUCAAGAACUACUGUCCCUUGCGGACAGCAUUCGGUGCUGCUUCCCGACGCUGGGGAAUCUGCUUCAAAGAGUUGAACUUCUUCUGUCUCCUCGCGUGUUACUUGAGCUUUGCAUCGUAACCUUAGGGAGAGGAAAUCCCAAGGAUAUCGCACCCAUGAGGCCCCCAGGCAGGCGACAGGAAACAACUACAGAGCGUUUCGUGUCCCCUUAUGAACUAAUAGAGGAAGAACAAGCAUCCCUUAAGGAGGCCAAGAAAGCGAAGGACACGAGGGAGUCUCCUGGUGUCCCACCUGCCCUUCAUAGGGAGACACUUAACAAGUCUCCCCAUCACUGGUGGCGGCUGCAUCUCCAGGGACGGUCUCUAAUUACUGCUGAAGAGAAGGAGGACGCAAAAACAGGAACAGCAGCAUCACCAACAACAGAGAACGAACAAGGGCUCAACACAGGGUCUCUCGCUGGUAACCCCUAUGGCAGCGCUACUGCUGCUGCCCUCGAGCAACGAGGAGACACUCCCACCACCCUGAGGCGCCCUACCAACCCCGUACAUAAAGUUGCCGUCAAUAAAGUAGAGAGAAGAGAAGACAGAAAAUGGGGGCAGCAGGGAGACACAAACAGCGACAGACAAGGGGACAAACAAGGGACUCGACAAAAGCCUCCCCAGGAGCAGCGAGGUCCUUCCGUCAGUCCUAGAGACCUACCGCAGCAGCAGGACCACCAACACCAACCACAGCGGCAAAGGCAGUCAAAGGUUUUGGAAGACGCACAGCAGCAGCACCACCACCAGAAAUGUCUCGUUGGCCGCCUAUCGUCUGUCCCUUUGUCUCUUGGGUGCCGCCUGGGAGCCCUUCAGAAGGCACUAGAAGGGCCCCCUCCCCUCAAAGUCGAAGCUACCAAGCAGAGCAGCACAGUCAGAACGUCUGCCUCUGGAAGCGUGCACCACUCAGACCCUCCUCAGAGGCCACCCACAAUCUCCCCGGGAUCCUCCACCUCUGCGCGGGGAUCGUCAAAGAUGGUGCUCUCUCUCCUUGCUGUUGGUGGGGCCCUCAGCAUCACCCUCAGCUGCGUCGCUGCUGUGGGGGCCCUUUCAACUGCAGUUCGGAUCGCCGAGGCGCCGAUUGUCUUCCUGGAAAAAAAGCCGGAGACACCACAGGCCUUCAAGUUCCAGGGCAUGGCACCAGAAAGGCCCUUCUUAAGACCUUUAGAGGGGUCUUCCGGGGUGCCGUUCAAAGUCCCCGCCUCCGAGGAGUGGAUGGAGGACAAGGCGAUGCAUGCAGGGCCCCUGGGUGAGCUUGCAGAGGGGCAGCAGCAGAGGCAGCAGCUGCCGCGGUCCUCUUCGACACAUGCCUUGCAUGGAGGGAGAGGGAGUAGUUUGGAACCAGGGUUGGAGAGGCACGAGGCCUUCAUUGUCUCCUCUGCUGGAUCAAGAGCUGUAGACAUCGGAAGGCUGCGAGAUGUCCCUUUGCAGGAGCUGGGGCUUUCUUCCGCUUUGCUGCUGCGGCCCCGCACUGACGAAGAACACCUCUUCAGGGUGAAGGAUGCAGCUCGCAAUCUCCAGACAGGAGAAACGCUCCUGUAUCUAAGUCGGGGGCAAAUCCUUCUGCUGAAACAAGAGAUCGGACUGCUGCUGUCUCCCGAAGGUUUUGUUUUGGCCGCUUGGGAGCUGCCGCAGCCUUUCACAGAGGGCCAUUCAAGGGCCCUAUCUCUGCAGCAGCUUCAACACAGGUAUGAGACCGAAGCAACAGCUGCUGCUUCUGCCUCGUCUUUCGUUAGCAGCGGGUCUUCUGGGGAUAGUCUGAAGGAGACAGCAGAGGUGCUGGGACAAGCUGAGGGGAUGAUGUCUCCUUCCUUCCCCAACACACACAGACCCACUCCACCCCCUCCCUCCAGCCCUCUUGAGUUUGCUUUAUUGGAUCUGGGAGAACCCCUUCUGAGUGGGUUUCCAGAAGAGAGUCCCACAAAACCAGUACACAAGGGGCAGCCUGCCGUGCUGGGGCCUCCGCAGGCCACCGAGCGCUCUGGACCUUCCCAAGGCACAGGCGCGACCCCUUUUUUUGUUGCAGGUGGGCCUCCAGUGAUGAGGCCUGAGGGUUUUCAGAAUGCUGAAAGCUAA
Eimeria maxima is the source of this 3528-nucleotide messenger RNA. RefSeq lists its product as hypothetical. NCBI's taxonomy places the organism in Eukaryota, Apicomplexa, Conoidasida, Eucoccidiorida, Eimeriidae. The coding region runs from base 1 to 3528 and encodes 1175 amino acids. Gene Ontology annotation, biological process: ribosomal large subunit biogenesis; rRNA processing. The record is from RefSeq and is a predicted model, not a curated record. The transcript has 13 exons. Gene Ontology annotation, cellular component: preribosome, large subunit precursor; nucleolus; nuclear periphery.